This is a messenger RNA of Polyodon spathula (Mississippi paddlefish), 3284 nucleotides long. Its product is annotated as dnaJ homolog subfamily C member 18-like. The transcript is spliced from 8 exons. Gene Ontology annotation, molecular function: Hsp70 protein binding. Gene Ontology annotation, biological process: cellular response to misfolded protein. Gene Ontology annotation, cellular component: endoplasmic reticulum membrane. Bases 297 to 1442 code for a protein of 381 amino acids. The record is from RefSeq and is a predicted model, not a curated record. Lineage: Eukaryota; Metazoa; Chordata; Actinopteri; Acipenseriformes; Polyodontidae.
CGUCGUCAAAACGAUGAGUCAGUUUCCGCUUCCUGUGGACCAAAAAAAGUCUGAAAUCUUCUUGGAUUGGAUUACUGCUUGCUGCAAGUCUUUUAUUCAAAAUAAAAAAUAUCACGAAUAUAAAUAAAUUGCCACCGAUGUAGGUUUGCUAUCACGACGAAGAUAAGUGGUUAACUAUAAAUAGGGUUAAUACAAUAAGAUAUAUGUAUUUGAAGAACAUCAGCAAAAGCUAAAUUUCCGCAGUCAGCAGGUAUUGUUGUUAUUUUUUGGGGGGGAGGGGGGUCGUCCUGUCAAAUAUGGAAAAAGAAGAAUCCGACAGUCUAAUAGAGAAAGCAAAGCUGUGUUUGCGGUCCGGACGAAGAGAUAAAGCGCUUCAGUUACUAUACGAAGCACAGAAAUUGUACCCAAGUGCGAGGGCAAGAGCUUUAAUAGAUGCAAUCACACGGAAUGGGAGUGCAGCUGGUGAAGGGAGUAGCAUUCCUGAAUAUCAAGGAAGGAGGAAGCCUGGUAAUGAAGAAGAGCCUGUACAUGGAACAGUGGGGGGCACGCAGAGCUACACUGAAGAGCAGGUGCAGGGCGUUCACAGGAUAAAGAAAUGUAAGGAUUAUUAUGAGAUCCUGGGUGUAACCAAAAAUGCCACUGAUGAAGAAUUGAAGAAAGCCUACAGGAAACUGGCACUGAAGUUUCAUCCAGAUAAAAACUGUGCCCCUGGUGCAACAGAGGCAUUUAAAGCAAUAGGCAAUUCGUAUGCAGUCCUCAACAAUCCAGAAAAGCGAAGGAGAUAUGAUCAGUUUGGGGAUGAGCAGCAAAUGGAGGGCACAGCGCACACAGCACACCACCACAACUUCUACAGGGAGUUUGAAGCAGACGUCACACCAGAGGACUUGUUUAAUAUAUUCUUUGGAGGAAGGUUUCCUACAGGAAAUGUCCAUGUGUAUACAAACAGAGGAGCAACGUACAGUCAUUAUUACCAACCCCGUCGUCGUCGAAUGAAUGAGAGGAGGGAGGAGGAAGCAGAAGAAAAUGGAAGUCAGAGCACUUUCACAGCAUUCCUGCAGCUGUUACCAGUGCUAGUGCUCAUAUUCAUCUCUGUCAUAACCCAGCUGAUGGCGUCCACUCCUCCCUACAGUUUAUUCUAUAAACCCACUUUAGGUCUGGUUGUGUCAAGAGAAACACAAAACAUGGGAGUGCCAUAUUAUGUGGACAAAGGAUUUGAAAAAGAAUACCAAGGAGCCUCACUAAGAGAGCUAGAAAGCACUAUUGAGACUGAUUACAUUGAUUAUCUUCAAACCAGCUGCUGGAAGGAUAAGCAGCAAAAAACUGAUUUGGCCAAUUUAGGCAGAUUAUACAGGGAUGAGCGACUGAAGCAGAAAGCAGAUUCGAUGAAGCUUGAAAACUGUGAUAAACUGAACAGACUGAUUGGGAGGCCAAAGGGGGAAUGAAACAGCCGUCCCUGUCCUCUUGUCCUCUUGAAUCCUCCUCUUGUCAGUGCAGUUGGAUAUAAAUUCAAAUGAUUUAAAGUUUGUAAAUAUGUUGGAUUGCACACACAGUUAGCUACAGCUUAGAUUGAAUGGCUGGUGAACAUAUUUCAAGGUGAAUAGAUGGUGGAUGUGGUUUGACAGAGAGAGCUCCAGCUCUCUGUGGUUUGCACCUGUUUGAAAAGGAAAUCCCUUUUAUUUUCCUUAUAUUAAGGAAUAGCAUUACUGUUAGAGUCCAUUGCUUUUCUUGUAACUAUUAUUUACACACACACCCUGCUAAAAUAACUUGAUGUUACGCAUGAGGACAAUUUCACAAAAGACAUGUUUGUUAUGAUUCUUAUUUUUGUCUCAGGAAUGUGGCCUAGUUCAAAACAAUUCAUGACUCGUUUUUGGAAAAAUAAGAAAACUUUUUUGUGUCUUCAAACAAAACCUGCUUCUGGUAAAUGUGUUUUUUCCCUUCCCUCAGUUGAAAUCAGAAUUCUUACAACCAUAGCAUAGCUAUCAUCCCUAAUGGUUUUUCUCAUUAUUAUGUUGGUGAAGCCCACCUGCAUUCCUCUCCCAUGCCCUUCUUGUGUUACAGUAUAGGAUCUCACAUAGUCUCCUAUGUGGGUGUAUUGCUCUGGUCCCAUUAUCAUGAACGCAGUGUUGAGAUCCUGUACAUGGGCUUCUGCUCACGCUAUGCCAAUGACAAAGAACAACGUGAAGUCCUUGGUUGUACACAUUUAAGCAUCUUUAUUUGGAUUGGCGGGAAUAUGUCCCUAGGCUUUAGAUCCAGGAAAUUGUGGAAUUUGAUGACUUUGUAUUCUUGUGUAUCGUGUUGUUUUUCUUUUCCCAUGUGAGUUAUUGGUUGUCAUCCGUGUCACUGCCUCUAUUAAGCAACCACUUCUGAAGUAGAAAUUAAACAAAUUAAUUAUGUACCAUAAUGAAUACCCUUUUAAUAGAAAUAUUUGUAAAUGACUAAGGCUCAUAUCUGGGUUAUAUCAGACGAUAUCUGUAACAAGUACUGGGACGGGAUAGGGUAUUGCUUGUUUUGCCUCACUUGCUUGCUCAUCAAAAAACUAUGAUCAUACAGUACAUUGUAAUACCACAUUGGGAUAGUCACCUUUGCAGAAACCUAUUAUAGGGGUAAAAUAAACACCAAAACGCAUGGUUUAUUCAGUCUCAGUACUUGGAGGGCAGUGUAUGAUGUGAUGCUCGGUGAUUAAAACCUUCAACCAUCAUUCUUGUACUCUGAUCUUAAACCUUUCUUGUCUUCACAUUUCUGAAUUACAGCAUGUUCAGAUACUUCUACCCAAUCCUUCCUUUAUAUAUUUGUGUGUAUCUGUCCACUGAGUAUUUAUUUUUGACUCUGUGCUAUUGAAAGGUGUGGCAGUGUAGAGUGUCGCCUCACCUCUGCAAGCAGACGAGUACAUUUCAAUCUUGCCCAUUCAGUCGUGAGCCUCUCAUAAGCAGACUGCCAGCUGUACAGAAUUGUGUGGUGUUUCUAUGGCGAGGUUGAGAUCGCUAACCUCAUUUUAACCCAGAGGUGAAAGGCAGAAGAGGCUUGUGAAUUUGCACACAUCUUUAUCAAACCCAUUCAGCCUCUUUUGCUCCUUUUCAGUCUCUGCACUUUAUAUAAGCUAGAAAUGUGAUACCUGUAAAUGUAUAUGUACAUUUUGUAAAAAAAGUGUAUAUGGGUUAACCCCUUUGGACAGGCAUGGUGUUAAAAGUUUUAUUGUGUAUUUGUUUCUGCUGUGACAGUGGUCAAAAACCCUUCACUGAUAAGGAUAGAAACUGUUUCUUAAGCCAUUAAACUUUGUCUGAUGA